AUGGCUGAGGAGGCCAUGGAGCCUGACAAGGUGGACAUCACCGGGCUUUGUCGGGAUGUGUUCUCCAAAAUGGUCACGUACCUGAUGGGCGAGCUGACCGGCUAUCUGUCAGCCACCAGUGAAGACUAUAAACUUCAGGAAAAUAUGAACAAACUGGCUAGCUUGAAGUAUCUAAAAAUGAAAGAUAUUGCAGUAAACAUAAGGAGAAACCUAAAGGAUUUAAACCAGAAAUCUGCAGCACUUCAGCCUUACCUGGUUCAGAUCACUUUAAUUGAGGAGCAAAUGGUAGCUCUUGAGCAGGCAGACACCAAGUUGGAUGCAUAUUGA
This is a messenger RNA of Trichosurus vulpecula (common brushtail), 327 nucleotides long. Its product is annotated as biogenesis of lysosome-related organelles complex 1 subunit 2-like. Gene Ontology annotation, molecular function: gamma-tubulin binding. NCBI's taxonomy places the organism in Eukaryota, Metazoa, Chordata, Mammalia, Diprotodontia, Phalangeridae. The transcript has a single exon. Gene Ontology annotation, biological process: lysosome localization; endosomal transport. The record is from RefSeq and is a predicted model, not a curated record. Gene Ontology annotation, cellular component: BORC complex; gamma-tubulin complex; BLOC-1 complex. The coding region runs from base 1 to 327 and encodes 108 amino acids.